CUCUAGCCAACUGAUGGUGUUGGCGCGCUAUCGGAACGCGUCAAGUGCCAUCAAGUAUACAUAGGUUGAACUCUGGAUGCUGGUGUUAAAUUUCACACGAACGCGAUCUCGGCGGAGUCUAUCUCUUGUAAAGGGCCUCCAACCAUACUCGCCUGCCACGAAUUCGACUCAAAGGUAUGGAAAAAGACCUAAAACAACAACGGCUGUAUCCGGGAAAUUCGUAUCUACCUUGAACCACCAUAAAUUAUUGCCCAGCGAUUUUCUCAGUCACCUCUCCAAUCGUUCCCAGCCUUGUGUUUGGUUGUUGAACGUAGCUAAGGAUAAGCUUAAAGAUCCUCGCUCGAAGACUCCUGGCAUUCUUCCCGCCUGCCGCUGGAGAUUCAGGUACCAUGACAUGAAUGGCAAGCCAACCCCGUUUCCUCCAAACUCAUCCGGAUUCCUCUACUAUCACCAACCCCAAGGCGCACCUCUGCUUGCUGGAGAAGUACGCUUUCGACUCACUCCAAAUAACCUCCCUGAGAGUUUUAGCCAAGGCGAAGACUGUCUUACCCCACAUGGCGACAUCUGGAAGAUUCCCCUCCUUUCUGUUCAUGGUCAUAAAGGUCAUCAGAAUAUCUAUCGACAGCUUCAGCUGGAUGGGUUUGUCUCUGAUGCAUUACAUUCAAAGCUCAAGACUGUCGCCAAGGCUUGCCCCUGUCCUCGGCAUAGCGCUAUCAUCUUGCAUUCACUGCACCAAGUAUUCCCUGUACAUUUCGCAACGUGGUUUUUGAGCCUCUUCGUAGUUGGCGACUCGACUUACCGAAGGGUUUUCCUACGCUUCCCCUUUGCAACACAAGUCAUAGGCUACAAUAGAGUGUCUCCAUUCACCAGUAAGGGUUUGGUGCGCUUUGAGCUUUCAAAGUUGCCUGAACACGCAGGAACCAGAACAGUGGUGAUGCGCGUUGUGAAACUUGUGGGAGAUCCGGGGCCUUACUUGGGGGAAGAUCGGCCACAAGAGGGGGCCCUGGUAUUGCGACACAAGCCUGCCGGCGGGAAACCCAGGGUGUUGGCUUUAACACCCGAAAAGGGUCUGAAAGGCUAUUCGCAUCCUGAUGCACUCCCUCUGCUUCUCGAAAAUACCUUUCGGGGCGAGCAUUUUAAGCCGUAGCUAUGCCUUGCCAUGUGUUCGUGCACCGUGACCGAUCUGGGCCUGCAACGAAGCUGCUUAUCAUUUGCCGUGUUUACAGACACCACUAGGGACGCUACGUCUACUCCCUUGCUUGGCCUCCUGUCCCACGUACAAUUCU
Messenger RNA from Laccaria bicolor S238N-H82, 1286 nucleotides. RefSeq lists its product as uncharacterized. NCBI's taxonomy places the organism in Eukaryota, Fungi, Basidiomycota, Agaricomycetes, Agaricales, Hydnangiaceae. The record is from RefSeq and is a predicted model, not a curated record. The transcript is spliced from 3 exons. The coding region runs from base 77 to 1147 and encodes 356 amino acids.